Messenger RNA from Tetrapisispora phaffii CBS 4417, 267 nucleotides. RefSeq names its product long-chain fatty acid transporter ACB1 (gene ACB1). Gene Ontology annotation, biological process: fatty acid metabolic process. Gene Ontology annotation, molecular function: long-chain fatty acyl-CoA binding. NCBI's taxonomy places the organism in Eukaryota, Fungi, Ascomycota, Saccharomycetes, Saccharomycetales, Saccharomycetaceae. The transcript has a single exon. The record is from RefSeq and is a predicted model, not a curated record. The coding region runs from base 1 to 267 and encodes 88 amino acids.
AUGGUUUCACAAUUAUUCGAAGAUAAAGCUAAAGAAGUCAACGAAUUAAAGACUAAGCCAAACCAAGAUGAGAUGUUGAAGUUAUACGGUCUUUACAAGCAAGCUACGGUCGGAGACAACACUAAUGCCAGUAGACCCUCCAUGUUUAACAUGAAGGAUCGUUACAAAUGGGAUGCUUGGGAAGCUUUGAAGGGAAAGUCUCAAGAAGAUGCCGAAUCAGAAUACAUCGCUUUAGUUGAUCAAUUGGUUGUCAAAUACGGCAAAUAA